ACCUAGCAGGAGCAAAAAAAAAAAAAGAAAGAGUCAAGAGGAGAAGAAAAGUGAGAGGAAAAAUAACAGGAGGGCAGCAAAGAUGAGAAUAAGGAAGCACCUGUCCGCUGUUCAUCUUCCUGCAGUUGCCAAUCCCAUCUUGAGGUCGAAAAUCACUGCAGCGGCAAAGCCAGCAGCAGCAGCAGCGCCGGUGGUCACUGCAGCUCUAGCUCCUGGUAACUUUCCUGGAUGCAAAGAUGAGAAAGAAGAAGAAGAACAAGGAGAGAAAUCCUUGCCUGGAAAUCGAGGAGUGGUCCCGGCGAGAGCUCCAGCGCUUGUAGGGCUUGUAGCAGUCGAGGAGGAAGUCGGGGAUAAGGUAGCAGCAGCAGCAGCGGUAGCAGCGGUGGAAGGAAAAGGCCGGGGCUUGGUUGCCGAGGUUUGUAGCAGCAUUCGGACGAGCAGCAAGAACCAAGACGAGGCCGCCGCUAUGGUGCUGCUGCAGUCGAGCUCGUUGCAGCAGUUCCCGGAUCUCUCGUUGCCCAUGACUCCGGCGGUCUCGCUCCCCACCAGGCCAAAGAGGACAAAGCCCCGGAGCUGCAGUGCGGCUAGUCCCAGCUUUGUUUGUCCUCCGCCGCCUCCUCCUCCACCUCGUCCGGGCCUCGAGCAGCAGCAACUCCAACUCGCCCCAGAGAUGGCUUGCAUGCAGCAGCAGCAACAGCAGCUCCUCCGAGAUCACGGCGGCGGCGAGCUCGACGAUGACGACUCAAGUCCCAAGUCAGUGAAGGUAACUUCGGAUCUUAUCGACGUUUCAUCGCCUCCGAGGUACGUUGUAACUUCUUCAGGUUCUUUUCGUUGCCGAGCUGAUGGUCGCAAUUGUAAUUGCAGGGAAGCACCACCACUGCAGCAGGAAGCAGCAGCAGCAGCAGCGGUAGCAGGAGAUACCGACACCGUGGUGGUUAGUGGAGCACUAAUAGAGCAGAGAAGAAGUACCAGGAGGCCGAGGAGUAGAAGCGCUAGCUUGAGGAACCUACAAGAGCUGGAGGACGACGGAGAGGCGAACGAAGGUAGCCAGUGCCGGCGAAUGGACGGCAAAGGAUGGAGGUGCCACCGCACGACUCAGCCCGACUACUCGCUCUGCGACUAUCACCUGGACAAAUUCCGAGAAACCAAUCAGCGAAAGCUUAGGAACGCAGCGACAGCUCAGGAAGCAACAAGGAGACGCAGCCGAGUGAAGAGGAAACCCGUGAAAGCUCGAUCACUCAUGUCGAUCUGAGAGUCGAGAGAGUCAUGACAAGGCAUGACUUGGAAGUCACUCAAACAAAAAGCCUGAGGGAAAA
Messenger RNA from Selaginella moellendorffii, 1316 nucleotides. RefSeq lists its product as uncharacterized. The transcript has 3 exons. The record is from RefSeq and is a predicted model, not a curated record. NCBI's taxonomy places the organism in Eukaryota, Viridiplantae, Streptophyta, Lycopodiopsida, Selaginellales, Selaginellaceae. The coding region runs from base 83 to 1252 and encodes 389 amino acids.